Messenger RNA from Fonsecaea nubica, 675 nucleotides. RefSeq names its product Aconitate hydratase, mitochondrial. The record is from RefSeq and is a predicted model, not a curated record. The transcript is spliced from 2 exons. Bases 1 to 675 code for a protein of 224 amino acids. Gene Ontology annotation, cellular component: cytosol; mitochondrion. Gene Ontology annotation, biological process: tricarboxylic acid cycle. NCBI's taxonomy places the organism in Eukaryota, Fungi, Ascomycota, Eurotiomycetes, Chaetothyriales, Herpotrichiellaceae. Gene Ontology annotation, molecular function: aconitate hydratase activity; 4 iron, 4 sulfur cluster binding.
AUGACCAACUGGGAGAAAGGUCACUACAUCAACUACAAGAAGAUGUCGGAGAACCUAGCAAUCGUCCGCAGCAGACUUAACCGCCCUCUCACAUAUGCUGAGAAGGUUCUGUACUCACAUUUGGACGACCCGCACGGACAAGACCUCGAACGUGGAGUUUCCUACCUCAAGCUCAGACCUGAUCGAGUAGCAUGUCAAGAUGCUACCGCCCAGAUGGCUAUUAUGCAGUUCAUGUCCGCUGGCAUGCCCUCAGUCGCUACGCCGACCACCGUCCACUGCGAUCAUUUGAUUGAAGCCCAGGUUGGUGGAGACAAGGAUCUGGAAAGAGCCAAGGAUAUCAACAAGGAGGUCUACGAUUUCCUGUCGACUGCUUGUGCCAAAUACAACAUCGGCUUCUGGCGUCCUGGCUCGGGUAUAAUCCAUCAGCUGCUGCUUGAAAAUUAUGCCUUCCCAGGCGGUCUAAUGAUCGGAACUGACUCCCACACUCCCAAUGCUGGUGGUCUCGGCAUGAUUGCAAUCGGUGUCGGUGGAGCCGACGCUGUCGAUGUCAUGGCAAACUUGCCGUGGGAAUUGAAGGCCCCAAAGAUGAUCGGAGUCAAGUUGACCGGUGAACUAUCUGGAUGGACUGCUCCAAAGGGUGAGACGACCCAGCUCAAGUCAUUUGCAUUUGACUAA